This is a messenger RNA of Periconia digitata, 1947 nucleotides long. The record is from the annotation of a GenBank genome assembly. NCBI's taxonomy places the organism in Eukaryota, Fungi, Ascomycota, Dothideomycetes, Pleosporales, Periconiaceae.
GAGGACCCCAUCUGCUGCUCUAGCCUUCAUCAUCAUCCACUCACUGGCCCAUUUGUUCUUUGCUUGUCCACCUCGCUCACUUCCAAAUCAACCAUGGCCUCUACUGCCCUCAACGUCUUGGGGGAGCUUGUCAAGAGGGCCGACGCUGCUGCCCAAGGUGGCAACAGCACAGCAGGCGGUGCUCAUGGUGGAUCUUCUGGAGGCAAGGCAGCUUACGACCCUGUCGCCGCCCAAAACAACGUUGACGUCCAGCACUAUCUCGGUCGCAUCUGGUAUGCCUUUGUGGCUGUCUUCGCCCUCUACCAGCUCAUCUAUCACUUCGUUCGUUACAUCCGCACUGUGGCAUGCUUGAACAACGACAAACAAAGAUAUUUCGCUGUCCCAACUACCAUCUUCGCCAACUUCAGGAGACAUUUCCUCAAUGCCCCUCUUUUCCGCCAGAGGCACCACCGCGAGUUCAAGAUCUCGUCGGCCAUCAAUGUCGGCACCCUUCCCAGCCGCCUCCAGACCCUCAUGUUGCUAGGGUACUUUGCAACCAACGUUGGCUUCUGCUUCUGGAGGAUUGACUACAGCAACUCCAACUACGAGGCCAUUGCCUCCAUCCUGCGCAACCGAUCGGGUGUCAUGUCCGUCAUGAACUGCAUCCCGCUCUUUUUGCUCGCAGGACGCAACAACCCCAUCAUCAUGCUCACAAACCUGCCUUUUGACACAAUGAAUUUGAUUCACCGUUGGAUUGGACGCAUUGUCAUUCUCGAAGCCCUCUGCCACACCCUUGCUCACAUGGCCAAAGGCGCCCACACCAAGGGCUGGGGGUACGCUGUCAAAGGUCUAGUUGGUUCCGAGAUGAUGUGGACUGGACUCAUCGGUACCGCCGCCUUUACGGUGCUCUUGCUCCAGUCCCCUAGCGCUAUUCGACAUGCCUUCUACGAGACCUUCCUCACUGUUCACAUCAUCCUAGCAGGGACAGCCAUCGGUGGCGUAUGGGUCCACCUCAAGGCACCCAAGCGCAGAUCCCAGCAAAAGAUGCUAUGGGUGGUUGUCGCCCUAUGGUCCAUUGAGCGCUUCUUCCGUCUCGUUCGCCUCGCCUACCGUAACAUGGGCAAGGGCGGCACAAAGGCCGAGGUAGAGGUUCUGCCCGGUGAUGCCCUCCGCGUCACUGUUCGCAUGGCCCGCCCCUGGACUUUCCGCCCUGGACAGCAUGCAUACCUGUACAUGCCUUCUAUGGGACUUUGGACCAACCACCCUUUCUCGCUUGCCUGGAGCGACGAUGAGGAAAACCUCGAUAUCUCCACCAUGGUUGCUGACGAGAAGGGUCUCCCCAUGAGCCGUCAAGAUAUUCUCCAGCACAGCAAGACCAGCAUGUCCUUCAUCAUUCGCCGACGAACAGGCUUCACCGACACUCUCUACAAAAAGGCAGAUCUUUCUGCUGCCGGUAGAUUUACGACGUCGGCACUAAUUGAGGGACCCUAUGGCGGAGAAAACCUCAACUCGUAUGGUACUGUCAUGCUUUGGGCAGCAGGUAUUGGCAUCACGCACCAAGUACCCCAGGUGCGCGAAAUUGUAGCCGCUUACGCCAACGGUACCACGGCUACACGCCGCCUUACUCUGGUCUGGAUCAUCCAGUCACCUGAGCAUCUUGAAUGGAUUCGAACCUGGAUGACCCACAUCUUGGCCAUGCCUCGCCGUCGCGAGAUUCUCAAGAUCCUGCUGUUCGUCACCAGACCUCGCAGCACCAAGGAGAUUCACUCCCCAUCCUCGAGCGUGCAGAUGUUCCCCGGUCGACCCAACGUCGAUUCACUCAUCGACCAAGAGAUGCAAGAGGGUAUCGGUGCUGCCGCCGUAACCACUUGCGGAACGGGUGGUCUGGCCGACGAGCUCCGUUGUGCAGUGCGCAAGCGCCAGGCGCAAUGGAAUGUUGACUUCCGCGAGGAAUCCUUCUCGUGGUAA